CAGUCAUGGAAAUCAUGACUCAGCGGAUUUUGGCACUUAGGGUAUACCCAGUCUAUUUAUCAUGACUCAAUGCCUUUAAGUAAAGUCAGGCAAUUUAAGUGAUUCGUGUUGAGAACUGAAAUUUCCUAUCAAUUUCUUUUAUUAUCACGGGCAUAUUUAGAAAGCAGAAACGUAUCUCAUCGCAACAUUAAAAGUCUAGAGGAAAAUGAAGCCAGAGUAUUCGCAGAAAAACUCUAUAGCACAAACCCGGUACUAUAGACUGAUGCAAUGGUCAGGAAGCAGUGUAUGAGAAGGGAAAGGACAGAGGACCCUUCACGAUUCCCACACAAAUAAAUGUCUUUAAGAUUAGACUCCGAUAGCAUUUUUGAAGACUAAAUUAUGGAUACUCUGGCACCCAGGGUAGGGUUAGUGCUUCUUUCGAAGUAAAUGUGUUUAUUUCAUUUGCAGAUAGAUUUUUCGUUCUGGAAUUAAACACGACCUCGUGGAGGUACAGGAGGAUAGCUGUUUUCUAUGAAGCUCGAAAAUACCAGAGAUUACAACCUCCCCGUUAAGUGACUAUAUAUCAUGCAGAUUUGAGAGAAACCAAACUAAUCUACCAAUGAUGGGUUUGCAUGUGGAGUAACGACUCGCUGAAAGAUACCAAAAUCAGACAACAAUUAUCAAGGUCAUAGGAAGCAAUUUUUGGUAUAAUCUGAAUUUUGAUUUUGAUUCUAAUAAACCUGAUUCAGAGGUGACACUUAAUAAAAACUAGCAUUUUCUAAAAUAUAUCGAGAUUUGACGAGUUUAUUCAUGAGGGAUAGCUGCAAUCCCGGACAAAACUGGUGAGACAAUAUGCUAUUUUUGCAAUUUUCUACUUUACGUUGCCCCUGUAAAUGGAACUUUCAGAAGAAGGAGAGAUUUCGUUAUUUCCUAGCAGAAGUUCUCCAAGUCUCCAAAAUUCCUCACAACUUUAAGAGCCUCGCAUAUUUUUUAGAAAUUGAAAACCUAUCACGUAAUCAGACCGUUGAUUCUAAUAGUGGUUUGGGCGCGAACGUAGGAUCUCAAGAAACGUCUUGUCAAGGCUUUUUGAAACGUUUUUGUUUUCAAAUAAUGAGGCUUUGAGAUGUUGCCUUGUUUUGGCAUAUGAAAGUAAAUAAUAGUUUAAUCCGAACUUUGGUUAUCCGAACUUCUGCUAUCCAAACUUCGGUUUAAGAUCUUCAGUUAUCCGAACUAAAGUUAUCUGAACUUCAGCUAUUCAAAUUUCGGUUAUUGGAACUGCGGUUGUCGGAACGUUCAGUUAUCCGAGCUUCGAUUAUCCGAACUUUGGUCAUAUGAACCUUAUUUGUCCGAACACUAAUUAUCCUAACUUCAAAUAACCGAACUUGACCAAGGAAUUUUUUUGUUAUCCGAACAUAUUAUCGAUUAUUCACAAUUUUUUUACAUUGAUUCGUGCAAUUUUUUUCCUACGCCACCUGACAAACUGAUCAAAAGGAAAUGAAAUGAAAUGACCACUGUGAUAAAUUGAAUAUAUUUACUUCCAUUCAAUCGAUCUAUAAUUUAUUCUAAUUUUCAUGCUUUCUUUUUUUUGAUUCAUUGAGGUUAAUAUCUGCUAUAUUCCACUUUCUCACAUUUGGCAUAUCCGACCGGAGACGAGGAAAAUCGAAUCCGCUGCGUCCGGACUAACGAGCGUGCACAGUACGAACAACAUUGAUCACCGGAAGAAAUACGCUAAUCAAAAGAUGAUCCAGCUGAAAUUUUAAGCUACCUUUACAAGCCUGUCAAUAACAAAAACUCCUCCUUGUCGUCAUUGGAACAUCGAAAUUAAGGUUAUGACAUCACCAGCUUGAGUUUGUUGGCCUAAAUGCGUUCAGACAGCAACUGCUAGCGCGUAUCUGAAUACGUCAUAUGACAACCUAUGGCGAGUCAUUUUAUCCCGAAGAAACUUUACUUGAUAAUUAAAAUCAGAUAGCGUCAACAUCGUGUUAAAGAUAGCAAUCAAGGCGUUUGUUUUGAUCACGUGCGAAAAGAUGUUUACUUUGCAUUGUUGUGCUAAUGGUCACCUCUUGUUAUAAGAAAACCAGAUUGCAAUAGCAGUUAACGCUGGUGGAUACUUUUUCAUGUGCGGUAUAUCAACUCGUCAAGCUGAAGAUCAGUUUAGCUGAAAUUUAUAAAGAAUAUGUCAAUAGUUUCAUAUUAACUGACGAAAUGGAUUUCAAGAACUAUUACAUUGUGGCAGCAUGUCUGUUAGGCUGCUCCAUAGUGCUGAAUACGUAUGGAAUAAGACUGUUCUGUAAACGUGGUGGACGAAUGAAGACCCAGGGUAUCUUGUUGGUGAAUUUAAGUCUGACUGAAAUAACUGGUGCAGUACUAUGGCUACUUCGAGAUACAGUUCUUUUGAUCAGCCAGAAUGCAGCUGCUUUGCAUGCAUUUGGAAUUCUGAUGAUAUGCCUCAUUAAUGUUAGAAUUAUAUGGUAUAUAGCAAUGUUUUCAAUCUUGUUUGAUCGAUUUGUGGCAUGCAAUUUUCCUUUGAAACACAUGAUAUUGAUGGAAAAAAGCAGAACGAAAAAAGUAUUGGUUGUUCUGUGGAUAAUAUUUCUGACAUCGUCAGUCGUAUUUUCAAUCUUGGACAUAAAGUACUUCAAAAUCGUGUUCACGAGAGAGCUAUUCAUGGCUUUCGCUGGGCUCUUUGUUGUAUUCUUCUUCAUAACGUAUGCAUCGAUUUUGCAUAGACUUGCGAGAGGGCGCCCAAAUGGCAGUCGAAGACGAGUUGAAAACAGCCAGUUCAUCCGUGUCACCUCCAUGAUACUUUUGACAUUUGUCCUAUUCGAAAUUGUCCCAAGUGUCAUAGGAUAUAUCAAUAAGGGACCCUUGCCGAGUUCUGAUUUCUUACAUGCUACUGCACUGCUUACCGAUCCGAUCAUCUACAUUUUGUUUCAACGGGAUUUAAGGGCUGCUGUGGCAAAAACCUUUCGCUUGUCACUGAAGAAGAAUGACAGAGCUAAUGCCAACAUCAAUUCUGCCACCGAAACUCGUAGCAGUGGUACACCAUGCCAAAACAGAGAUCGAGUAACAACGCCAACAAGUCCGUUGACAGGGAAGAGUGCCCUCUGUCAAGGACCAGCCAAAAAAAGAAAAAAUUCAUCAUCUUUGGCAUGCGAGUCGGGGAUCUUUGAAGAAAGUACCUUUAAUUCUUUGCAAGACAAACAUGAUUCAACCACUGUGGAGGUCGAAAUAACAAAUGAUGCAUCGAUGGAUCGACAUGAACAAAAUUGCCACCGAAUAAGAUCUGCAGCCCCUGGAUUAGGGAGAGUGAAUCCCGUGCUUGAAGAAAACGAGGAAGAGGAGAUGGAGAAGGGAAAAAAGGGGCAAAAUUCCAGCCCAACAUAUCAGCCUGAAAAAAUCCUAUCUGCAAAUGUCAAAGCAGAAGCAACUUUACAGAAAGAUACCACUGGAUCAGCUUUCACAAUCAGCCCUACAGAUAACUACAAGCCUGGUUCUCCAUCACCAAGACUUUUGGGCAUUUUACGUACGAAUUCUGAAGAAAGCGACUCUUAUACACCUAACCAAGAAAGUGCUAUCGACCCAACAACGGAAGCCAUACAUCAGAAGGGAAAUCACAAAAAGGUGAACAAAAUGCUCCUUCGCAGGCUUCUUUUUUGGAAAGAGCAUCAGGAGGUUGAGCUUCAACCCGCAGAACAGAUAGUCAACAUAUGUGAAGGAAAGUACCACAUGAAUAUUUUCUCUUCGCAGGAAUCAGUAGAUUCAAUAGACUUUUCAUCUCCCUGCCAUAAACCGAGAGAACGAGCUGACACUCAAGAUACUGAUAUCACAGAAGGGAGCGUAGAACCUGGGAUGCAGAUAUGAACAGAAAUAUGCAGUGAACGUCUCUGCUCGAGAGCUAGGCCUCUUAAUUGGGUGUCCGUCUUGCCUUAACUGGGCACAGAGUCAGUAAAUAUCAACUUUGUUUCAAGAGCGCAAAGUAUUUUUUGUGCCCGUAGAAUUUUUUCUGCCGCUUACACUUGCGCGGGAACAAAUAUUCUCGCAAAAUAGCAGGUAAAGAGCUGCGGGAAUUUUUUUAAUUGCAUUUUUAUGCCUCGUGUUGAGGCUGUGCGCCGGGUUCACACUGAAGCCCGUGCUGCAACUGCGUGGAAUAAUCUAAAACUGCAAAAAUGCGCGGAGGGGAUUUGAGGAAGAAAUUACAUGCGCAUAUCCAAACUUUGCAGUCUGGCUCUGUUUAAAGCCACACAGAUUGUCUGUCACAAAACUGAGGCCUUGCUUGUGACAACACCCUUGAAAAACUCUGGAAACGUUGAAAAAUGCUAUUUGCGAUCAUGCAAGAACAUUAUAUUGCACUAGUUAGCUGAUCUUAUAUGUACAUAGAAUUCUUUGCUUAAACUGUAAUUGUAGUUGAAAAGUUGACAGCUGUAAAAAUAUGAAUCUCCCUGGUUAAAUCUUUCAAAAACCGCAACGAAGGAGACGCUCAAAGCUGCCGCUCAACUGUGGUCUGCCUUGUCCCGCUUGAACUUGCUAUUAAAGAGGUAACCCCCGUCCGAUGUUGUUUUGGUUACUUUAGCGUGGGCUGCUCUUGUGAAGAAGCAAGCCAACAUCUGGACAGAAGCUGGAAAAACCUAAUUUUCUGUGCCGAGUUAGCGAGGUUAAUUUUUCAUCUUCGUAUUUGCCAAAAUAGAUCAUAAAAAUUACGAUCCUCACGUUGAAGUUAGUCUGUAACGAAAUUUCAUGUUGCUUAGAUAGUCAGGCUGCAAAUGACGCAGUUUUCAAAAUUUUGGUUUUCCUGUAAAUUUCACCGGAAUUUCGCUGCUGCAGUGAAAACAUUUCUUGCGGGUAAUACUUUCAAAAUAUCUGAAUAUUUAAAACGCAGUUACACGCAAUCGAACAAUUCAAACGACAUGAUAUUUCGGUAUCGACUAAUUUCAACAUGCCGGUUUCAAAUCUGGGACACAUUUUCGACCAAGUUCCGUAGAUAGCAAGAUUGAGCAUCGACUACUUUGUCUUAGAACAGGAAAUUUACAAGAUGAAGUAGGAACCAGAUCAAAUAAGACGCUAUUUGCAUUCUGCUUCUGCUUUCUCACCUAACUCAUAAAAUAUUGUUUUAAUUAUAGUAUCAAACAAAUGUAUCUCGACAUAUUUCCUUUGCAAUAUUCAAAUUAAUUCUGAAACCCAUCAUCUUAUUCACAUAAGUCUUUUAACUUUUCCGUUUGGGUUAAAGACCAAAAACAUUCGAACCAACGGAAUUAAGAGAAAGGCCUACAAACUAAGGAAGAUAAAUGCUUACUAUUAAUUUUUCUUAGUCCAACCAUCCGUUACUUAACUUAUCCGGACUCGGUUUUUACCGCUAAUAUUGAUGGAGCCUCGCCCAUCAUUUAUGAUUGAAAUAGUUUGCUAAAUAAAUAUCCAUGAGGAAUAAUCACUUAAAACAAAGAUGAAAAAUGAAACUUUGUUUUCAUUAAGUGGAUUCUACUUCUUUAAAUGAAAAAUUUAAACAAAUUAAUUCAUUGUUAUGACAAUGUCAUGCCAUAGAAAUCUUGGAAAGUCUGGUCUUGGGGCGUUUCCUGAUACCAAUAGAACUACCUGGAGGUCUCUCAAAGAAAGGCAGUUGGCAAUGUUCCUCUUGCUUUCAAUGAGAUUAAUUGCUCGGUUCUUUUAUUCAGAGUUUAAGGCGUCGUCUAUGAAUGUUAUGAACUUAGAAGCGCGUACCUGAGUAAGCAUUUGUGACGAAAUGUAAAGUAGAUGUAAAUAUUUUAAAUUGAUUGUAUGGGAUUGUAAAUGGGUAAUGGUUUAUCAACAUUAUAUAUGCUUACAAGUAUUUAUAAAAUAUAGUUGACACUUGCGUUUUCUUAAGCAUUUGCUGUCUUCAACCCUUUUCUAUU
Messenger RNA from Rhopilema esculentum, 5867 nucleotides. RefSeq lists its product as uncharacterized. Lineage: Eukaryota; Metazoa; Cnidaria; Scyphozoa; Rhizostomeae; Rhizostomatidae. Gene Ontology annotation, biological process: neuropeptide signaling pathway. Gene Ontology annotation, molecular function: G protein-coupled receptor activity; neuropeptide binding. The record is from RefSeq and is a predicted model, not a curated record. Gene Ontology annotation, cellular component: neuron projection; plasma membrane.